UCCAGUUAUACACACCAGCCUGGGGUUCCCUCACACUUGCUCCCAGUGACAAGAGAAGACAAGGGACACAGGGAGGAAAUCUCUUUUUGUAUUACCUGUCUAUUUAUUUAAUCCUAAACCAGCUGAAUCAGAUACACGCAGAGAUAACCAGACAGACAAACAGGGUAUACACAUACCUGCAAAGAAAAACAGCAAACAGUCAUAAUGUUUGGUUAUGGUCGUAAUAAUUUUACCUGGAAUGGAACUCUGAAAGAGCUUGAGAGCAGCUACCCAGCCAUCUGCAAAGAGCGGCAUCGACAAAAUAUGACAGCCUCCCCACACUCCUCUGGCGGCCUAGAAGUCCUCCUUUCCACUCUGCAGAAUGCAGGGGAUGUGGAGAGCACCUUAAAUAUCCUCAAUGUCCUUGAUGAACUUCUGUCUGCUGGUACAGAUCGUCGUAUCCACUAUAUGAUCAGUAAAGGUGGCAGUGAGGCCUUGCUGACUGCACUGGUCAACACCGGCCGCAGUUUCACUCCCAACUAUACCAUCCUGCUUCCACUGCUGCACCUGCUGGCUAAAGUUGGACACAGAGACCGCCGUAUAGGUAUGAAAGCAGAGGAGGCUGGAGCUGUGCUGCUGACUCUGAAUCUGCUCAAACAAAACAUCAACCAUGCCAGGAGAGCUGCAGCCUGCCUCUGGGUCAUCCAAGUCCUCUCUUCAUCAGUUUCUACUGCAAACCUGAUAGGAGAAAACCAGGGACUGGAUGUCAUCUACUGCCUCAUCCCUCAGUAUACCACCAAACAUCUGCACACAAUCAAGGCAGCCAUUCAUGCCUUUGCUGCUCUGCUGUGCACAAAGGAUAACGUUUGCUCCGUGGUAUCUAAGGGUUAUAUUUCUGGCCUUGUGCGGCUUUACGAGGACUGGCACAGCAAGGAUACUCAACAUGUUGCCCUAUCAAUCUGCUAUGCACUGCUGCUCUGCCUCCAUAAGGUCACCCACAGUACUGCAGGCAGACAGGCUUUCAUAUCCCAGGGAGGCCUUAGAGUGCUGUAUCAAACUACACAGACAUGUAUGUUGAGUAAAGCUCUGGAGUCUCUGGUGAAGCCCUCUGUACAGCUGAUGAGGAAGUGCCUUCCUAAAACUCCUCUACCACUGACAUCAGAUCAGUCUGCAUACACCUUCCCCCUACCUGGAAGACCUCAUACUGUCCCUGAUAUCGAUGUGACUCCAGAUGAGAGCAGUGAUGAGAGUGAUGAGGAGGCUGAAAAUAACAAAGAGACAGACUAUGAUGAAGACUUGGAGACUGACCUCAACCAACUUCGUAUUCGUCCUGACCCAGACAGACCCAAAGAUCUGCUGCCACAGUACAGCCGCCUCUGCCCUGAACUCUUGCAUGACUUCCAGGAGCUGGAUUUGAGUUCAGAGCCAGAGGAGAGUUCACCAGCAUCAUCAUCGUCUUCAUCAGAUGAGGAUUCUGUGCUGCUUAACAGUUUUCCUCCUCGCACCUCCAGGUGGGACAGAAGGAGCAGUAGUUUCAGCAGUGAUUCAUCACCUUCCCUUUCAGCGUCUCACUCGAACAAAGAAAGGGCCACAGAGGGGCACACACCAGGUGCUGCCCUCUUAGAGGCUUGGGAUUUCCACAGUCACAGCAGCAUCCUCAGCACCAGCCCUAGGUUUAGGACCAUGGUUAGAAAGGCAAGGGAAGAAGCCCCCCCAGGUCAACGAGGGGAUGAGCAUGAUGAUGUGGAGGAGGGAGGAGAAGAAUCCCACCAUCGUACGACAAUAGACAGGUUGUUGGAAAGACACGGAGCCUGUAUUCCACACCAUGAACCCAAACUGUACCGCACUGCAGCCGCCAAAACCAUAUCUAUUCCAGGGUUCAAUAUCCUGGCUUUUCCUGAUUUCUGGGGUCACCUCCCACCACCAGGACAUGAACCCAUGGUCCCACGCAAACCCAACAUACAGAGGCAGAAAGUGUUUGAAGAUGUCCAACGUUUCCUGAAUACUGAUGACAUCAUCAACCAGGUAGUGUUUGACCUGGAAGACGAAAGUCUUCAGAGUCCAUCUAAUUCCUUGAGGUUUUUCUCUAAAUUUGAAUGUGGGAACCUAAGGAAGGCUAUUCAGGUCCGCAGCUAUGAAUAUGACCUCAUAUUGAAUGCAGAUGUUAACUGUUCCCAGCACACCCAGUGGUUUUACUUUGAAGUCAGUAACAUGGUGGCAGACGUCCCUUACCGUUUUAAUGUCAUCAACUGUGAGAAGACCAACAGCCAGUUCAACUAUGGAAUGCAGCCAGUGCUGUACUCAGUAAAGGAAGCUCUGGAAGGUAGACCACACUGGGUCAGGAGCGGAACUGAAGUUUGUUAUUUCAGAAACCACUUUUGUCCAGCUCGGGGCAGAAAGAGAACAACCUUUUAUACUCUGACCUUUACCAUCACCUUCAAACACAACGAGGACGUUUGCUACCUGGCCUACCAUUACCCCUACACAUACUCUGCUCUGAAGGCUCAUCUGAAGGUACUGCAGAAAUCAGUGGAUCCUGCCAAGGUGUUUUUCCGGCAGCAAAUUCUUUGUAGCACUCUGGCUGGAAACUCCUGUCCAGUGGUCACCAUCACUGCAUGUCCUGCCAGCAGGGCCUGGAAAGACAUCCACCAGCUACGUAAUCGCCCCUGUAUCGUGCUAACAGGCCGUGUCCAUCCUGGUGAGUCCAAUGCCAGUUGGGUGAUGAAGGGCACACUGGAGUUUCUCUGUAGCCAGGACCUGGUGGCCCAGGGUCUAAGGGAGGCCUUUGUCUUCAAGCUCAUCCCCAUGCUCAAUCCAGAUGGAGUCAUCAAUGGCAUGAAUCGCUGUGAUCUGAACAGCGAAGAUCUGAAUCGUCAGUGGUCCAAACCACACCCGGUCCUCAGUCCAACCAUCUACCAUACCAAGGGUUUCCUGUACUACCUCAACAGUAUAGGACGAACUCCACAGGUCUUCUGUGACUACCACGGCCACUCUAGAAAGAAGAAUGUGUUCUUGUAUGGCUGCAGUGUUAAGGAGACACUCUGGCAGUCGGGCUCUGCUGUUGACACUGUACGAUUGAGGGAGGACCCUGGAUAUAGGACCAUUCCAAAGACCUUGGAUCGCAUUGCACCAGCCUUUUCUUUCAACAGCUGCAACUAUUUGGUGGAGAAAUCUCGCUCUGCCACCGCAAGGGUGGUUGUCUGGAGAGAAAUGGGCGUGCUGAGAAGUUAUACCAUGGAGAGUACCUUCAACGGUUGUGACCAGGGAAUAUACAAGGGCCUGCAGACAGGAACCAGGGAGCUGCAGGAGAUGGGCGUGAAGUUCUGCCAAAGCCUGCUGUCUGUAACCAAAGACACUCUUUACAGCAGGAGACUCAUCAACCACAUCGACCUGGACCACAACAUCCUGGACCACAAAUCUCACAACUGUUUUGAAGAUGAUGAGCCUCCAUGUGUCGAGGAGAUUGAGUAUUCCACAGACUGUCCAGCACUGAAAGGUACUGAUCUGGAUUCAGAUGUCAACAGCAACAUGGCCAAUUUCUGACGGAGAGGGAGAGGGCAACGAAGGACACAGGGAAGCAAGAAAUCGGCAAGGCAGCAUUGGCCAAUCACAGCAGCCAAGCAUGAAGAGCUGCCUAUUCCCUCGCCUGAUCAAACAGGCUUCCAUCAAGACACUCGGUGAGAAAAGAAACACGUGUAAUGGCUUGAGCAUCGCCAAUGGAGAAAUCACGAGUUAAAGGGAUAUUUUAAAAUGUUUGAAUUUUGUUUUCUUACUAGAGGUAGAGAUAAGAACCUAAUUUUUUAUCUAAAAGGUCUUCAAAUCAUUGUGAGCUUUCCCCCUUGACACAUAUCUAUCUAUCUAUCUAUCUAUCUAUCUAUCUAUCUAUCUAUCUAUCUAUCUAUCUAUCUAUCUAUCUGCAUAAAUAAUGAUUAGCACAAGUUCAUGGGUAAUACACCUCCUCAUUCAGUAUUGAUUCUUUGAAGGGUAUUCCAAGUUGUCCAAUUUUGUUGGUCUGGCAGUAUGAUCAACUUUGUUUAAUUUCCAACUCACAAAUCUAGAAGUCUAAAAUGUGGACAACCUCCUAUACACUGCAUGAAAAGUGGAAUGAGUGCAGCGUGGCACAGAGCUCGGUGAGCUCCUGGCUGCGAAAGGACGGAGGUCGCACAAUCCACCCAGACACCCCGCCAACGUUGCCGUCUUCCGCAUCAGACAUCAGGUCUAUGGUGGCGGACUUCCAAAGUUCCCCCUCUUCCUCAUCUAGCACACUCUGUCUCGCUUCCAGCAGCUGUAAAAACAAUCAAUAAAGACAAGCAGUACUGCGCGAUGCACAGCGUAUGGACACAACACAUCUUUUAAUGCACCUGAAAAAUAGUCACCAAAAAAAGUCUUAUCCUCUUUCUUCUCGGUCGACCCUGAGCUGAACUCUUCACAGCUUCCGCCUGCGGUGCAAGGUCUGGUCUGAAGCUCCUGCGUGUCUCGUAAUAGGUCUUACAGGCAGCUGGAAAACAAUUAAAUGAGAGUGGUAUGAAUAAAAAAAACGUAAGUCACAGUAAAACAAGGAAGGACAAAACAGUAAAAGUUACUUACACACAAUGUCGUCAUUAUCAGCAUUGUGUAAAUCUGGACUUGCAGACAUAGCUCCGAGCAAAUAGGAGGUCACAGCCUCGUUAUGAGGCGAGGUUAGUCUGUGAAAACAAAAUGUACGGUUAAGAUCGGUAUCUAUUAACGUAUCUAUUUCCUUAUACAGCAGAAUGAAAGCAUAUUCUUUAAAUCUUACCCUUGCUCCGGUUCGUAGCGCCUACAAUUUGUCUCCGAGUUGUGAAGACGGUGUACUGCUUCCUGUAAAUUACAAGACAAAAAAAUACACUUUUAUAAAGCAAAUUACACUGGUUCUGCUCACUUGUUCUUUUACAAGGCUACUAGGCUACUUUUAGCUUGGGCUACUUAAAAAAAACCUUUGCUUUUAGGCUAAUUUUAGCUUAGCUAGUAGUCACCGAACAUAUUCUUACCGCAUUCUUGGGAUUGUGCACCCUUCUUCUCUUCUUAGAGUUAGUCUCUCCCUCAUAGUUUUUCGACUCCAAAGCAGCCAACCUAUCCUCCAUGGACCGCAACCUGGAGUUUACUGAACUGCUGAGUUGAGUGAACUGCUCAUUCACAUCGGCAACAAACAGAGUAAGCUGACGAGACAGCCCACUGAUAGCAUUCAGCAAUUUCUUCUAAUUAUUGAAAUAAAUUGUUUUGUUGUACUAACUCACUGGAGGCUUCUUACCGAACAUGGGGGAAGUUUAUUUUGUUCCUGACGAACACAGUGUAUAUCACGAUCACAUCAUCUCUCACAGUAAACAGGACUAAAUUCUUCUUCUUUCCAUCUAUUGCAUUCCCAACAGGUAACAACUUACUCAUCGCCUCCUAGUGGAUCUGAGGACAAUAUAUAUAUAUUUCUCUCAAUUCUUCACAGUUACUACAUUUGUGUAUCUUUUUUACAUAACAUUUGCCAUUGCUAAUGACAUACACAGUAAUUCAUCUAGCAUACUUUAAUUAAAUAAAUCAAUUCAAGCUAAAAUUUAAGAGUCUAUAAUGAGGCUUUACUGAGCCUGAUCUUAUUUAUACCAGAGAUUUUCUUACCUUUUGGAAAAAUGUCACCUGGGGUAAAACUCCCCCUGUUACCCUGAUUUGCAUUUGUAUAGCUCACAGCAUUUUCAUUUACAUGUUAAAGCCUCCCCUAGAAUUAGGGGGAGGGGGGUCAUGGGGGGGGACAACUUCCAAGCAAGGCCCACGUCAAUUUCCGACAAUUCACGGCAGUUUUACAUGUUGCCUGCAAAUUGCAGACGAAAAUCCCACUUUUCAUGCAGUGAUAGACAAACGCACAUAAAGUGAUUAUAUCAGACCUGAAUUCUCUUGAAGUUGGCUCUAAGUGAGGAUCGCUUACAAUCCUAUCAUGCCCUUUUAAAGCUAAGCUAAAUAUUACAUGCUAACUACCGUCUGUCUCUUAAAAAAAGUAGCUUAAGUUAAAUGUACAUUUUUACCAGCUUGUAGAUUGAACUUUUCUCACCUUCCAAAACAAAAUUGCAAGCCUUAAAAUAAUGCUAGUCUGUAUUUUGUUUGUUUUACUUUUAGUCACUGGGUGGGCAACAAGAGGCUGAAAUCAGCUGGCAGUGUUCAGUCGCACUCCCUUAUAAACUACUUAAUUAAAUUCAGGUGAUGGUUUAUUUUUAUCAAUGCACAGGAUAUGGAUUAUUUAGACUUACAUUACAUACAUUUAUACAACCAUAGUUUAGUUGUUACAAUAGUUGACUGUAUUUAGUAGAGGUGUUGAAAUUAAUCAAAUAAUUGAUGCAUCACGAUGCAGACAUGGACGAUGCUGCAUCGAUGCAGUGGCCGACCAUAAUCGAUUAUAACGCAAUGAUGUCGCUCGUUAAUUUUUCCGGCCGCAGCAUAAACAUUCAAAUGAAAAAUAACAUUCUCAGUAGCCUAACCCAUUUCAUCUAGACCAGUACUUCUCAAAUAGUGGGGCGUGAGAGACAGGGGGGACUGACGGGGGAGGAGAGAUGGAGAAGUUUCUGACAGGAGUAAAAAGAAAAAUGGAGGAGAACUCAGAGGCAAGAACAGCAAGUGACGGUAACCGGCAUAAACUUAAUAAGACCAGGAAAUACUACAAAGCCUACAUAGCCUUUGGGUUUACCGUGAAUACGGUCGGAAAUGAGGAAAGACCUGUGUGUGUUUUAUGUUUAAAAACUAAAAAAAUAAGCCACUGGACUUUUUUCAUCGGAUACUUGAUGAGUAUCGCCAACAGGCCGGUCAUUUAGUGAGCGUGGCAUCAGUAAAUAAAAACGCAGCGUUAUCCUCGUACAAACACCGCCACAUCGCAAGGUGCAAAAAACCAUCACACAAUAGCAGAGGAACUAAUACUCCGGCAGCACUGGACAUGGUCACAAUCAUAGGUGAGAAAAGUGCUGAGACACUGAAUACUGUCCCUCUGUCUAAUGACACGAUCGGGAGACACGUGUGUGUGUGUGUUUGUGUGUGUGCUAUCUGCUGUGUUCAGACUGUUAAAUAAAAAAAGUUGUUUAUAUCUUACUACUUGUAGUUUUGGAUGAAAACAACCAUAUGAAAUAAUAUAGAAAACUAUUAUAUUGAACUAUUACUACUACUACUAUGUUUUAAAGAGUUCGGUCUAGACCUACUCUAUUUGGAAAGUGUCCUGAGAUAACUUCUGUUAUGAAUUGGCGCUAUACAAACAAAAUUGAAUUAGAAUUAACUAUACAGUAUCUUAAUGCAUUCCGUCAAGUCAAAUGUCCUAUAUGGCUUUAAUAGAAAAAAUUAUUUGAAGCAUCGUGAUGCAUCGAGGAAUCGAAUCGAAUCGAAUCGCUGACAUGAUAAUUGUAAUCGAAUCGAAUCGGGAGAUCAGAGACAAUUCACACCUCUAGUAUUUAGCAGAUUGAACUGUACUUUCGUAAUUGCUGCUGUGCAAAACUUACACUUACUUGCUUGUAUUAAUCGAUUCAAGUGUUGGAGACUUCAGAAAAACCACAGCAUUGGUUGUUUGUUCAAAAAGGUUUGUGUAGGAUUUAGUGGAAUCCAGUGGUGAAGUUGCGGAUUGCAACCAUUUGAAUACAGCUCAGCCUUCCAAGUGUGUAUGAGAAACUACAGUGUCCGUGAGACUUGUAUUUGGUUUGUCCAUUAUGGGCUACUGUAGAAAAAUGGCAGUUCAACAUGGCGGCCCCCACAGAAGAGGACCUGCUCCCUCUGUAGAAAUAAAUGACUCAUUCUAAGUUAACAUAUACACAACGAUUCUCAUUUUCAGGUGAUUACACUAAUGAAAACAUACCUGUGAACAGUUAUUAAAUUAUGAUAUGUUAAGUGGAGGCACCCUGUGAUGUCAGGGUUGCCAUAGGUGCACGUGUGUGGCGUGCACAUAGACUAUAAAAUCUGAUAUUAUUUGACACUAAUUUAUUGCAAGUGUAAAUAAAAUAUAACAAGGUUAGACAAUGCUAUGCUCUGAACACUACUAAAAUGUUAGUAAGUAAUUCUAGAUACUGUAGGCAGUGUGCAAAACGGCUGAUGAGAAUGGAAGCUCUCUGUAAGUGCACUCUCUGGUGUAUCUGCAAUUAAAUGAGUAAAUAUAAAAAUAUUAUCUGAGCAGGAUAUCAGAGCAAUUUACAUUCUGUUAUCAAACGGUCUAUACGAUUUGCCAUAUCCACACAGUCACAUCUCAGUGCUCCCAUUACAAUCUUCUCCCUUUAGAACAGUUUGCUCCAUCUGUCUGUCUAAGAAAAAGUAGGCCUAUGCAGAACGAGAUAUAAUCUACAAUUUAUUGAAUGGAACGCUUUUAUAGAAUCUUAAGAUAAGUGAAAUUAACUAUAUAAUGUCAAAAACGGUGGGCAGGUUAGGGUUAGGGUUAGAGGGUCAGAGGAAGAGCGGGUCGUUCCUUAAUCGAAAGGUUGUGGGUUUGAUCCCCGGCUCCUGGUGCCACAUGUCAAAGUAUCCUUGAGCAAGAUACUGAACCCCAAAUUGCUGCAACUAGUAGCAAUUUACAACUAGUAAAGUUAGAAAAACUACAACACCACACCGGAUCUAGCUAGACCGGAAACAAAACAACAGGCACGCCGCACACACUUGUUUAAGAGUCGUAGAUGUUAUGUUUUGAGUGGAUGGCGAGCACGAGACGCCGAAAUGGAUGAAUUCCUUGUUGUCUGAAAAUGUCAACAGGCUUGUCUGUUUGAGUAACUGGCUCAAAGCAAAGAAGUAGUAGGCUUACCUUUUGGUAACCGUUACUGUUCAUUCUUUCUGAAAUAAGAGGCUGGGUUGAGCCUCUGAUGAAUAAAGAGCAAUAGCCUGACUGCUAUGUUCAAAGCAAACUUGAGAAAAGUAAUAAGCCAUGGUUUAACUUAUAGGCUGAGUCCUAGUUUACCUUACAUGUACACUUAAAUAAUGGGACAAAAAGAAAUCAAGGGACAUUUAGAAUAGAUAAAAAUGUGCGAUUAAUUGCAGGUUAACUAUGACAUUAAUGCGAUUAAUCGCGAUUAAAUAUUUUAAUCGUUUGACAGCACUAAAAUGUACAUUUUUAAAGUUUUCCUGCUGGACACUAGAUGUCCAUUCUCAGUGUAUCGGCACUGUUGGCUUCCAGUUUCUACAUCACACUGUACAAGUUCUUCCAAACUAUUUGUGAUGUCACAAAUUAUGCUGUGACCCCACCUCUUAAAAUCAGCUUUUUAAUGAGCAUAGAGAAAGUUUUCACUUUCAACAGAUGAAUGUGAAAAAACAUCCUUCUAGUGUCAAACUCUGCACAGACAUUGAUCGGGUGUGGACUUUAAGGAUGAAAUUACACUGCUAAAAUCAAACCAUUUACUGCUCCUCUUUUCUAAACAUGAGUUUAGAGUAACAUACUAAACAGUAAUAAUGAAUAUGGAUGUAGUUUUAUUCAGUGACGAGUCAUCCACUUACUGGAACCAGGCUGCUGUCACUGCUGUGGUAGCUGGUCAGGCUGCUGUAGGGAACUGAAGAAAGCCUACCCACUCCUGGUAGUCCACAUGGCGACAGUCCUGCACUCUGGUUUCUUAUGUGGAGAGAAGAAAAAGCCUUUGUGGAUCACACUUCACCUAAGAAUGUAGUCUCCUAAACAUUUUAGCAAAAACAAGCUUUUCAAAAUGAAAUGCGUCAUUUUAAAAGUACAGGACUGCAGUGGAAUAAUAUAACAUUCUCACUAUAAUCCCUAAAAAGCUUACUCUCUCUCAUUGUAUGAGAGUUUUUUUAAACAGAUGUGAUAACAGAGGUAGCAUUAAUCCUGGCCAAACACUGGCCGUGUUGAAAAAUACUGCUUCUGCUACAUGAUAGCUGAAUUUGUGCAUAAAAUAUGUAUAUAUGAUCAACACUCACUAGCAACUUGUCAAAUUCUCCAGUAUUGGUCAGUGGCUUUAAAAUAUGACGCUGCAGGUAUCCCUCUAGUGUCAUUUCUGAUUGGGCUCUGUGAGUUCCACAGGCUCAGUGGUCAAGAAAGAAACAAGAAAUAUGCAAUGUCUGGGCUAUAAAAUUAAAGCUUGCAUGGUUAAUGUUGUGAAAAGGUCAAGAAUUGUCAUGUUUUCAUUACCUUAGAAUAAGCUGUUAUCUACAGAUGCCUCAGACCACCUUUGAUGGAGUCUGCCCUGUUGAAUUGCCAUGCUUCUACAGGCUUUUUCGCAGCCACUGUAGUUUCUCCUACACACUCGUCAAAAUACAUGCGGUGUACAGUCUCAAUCUACAACUUUACAGCUAGAUACCACUAUAUCAUACACACUGGUCCUUUAAAACAUGUUUACUUUUGGUUUCAUGUGGGACACGAACAGCAAUCUCCUGGGUUAAAGUCCACCAAGUCCAUUUUUCUUUUGUGAUUUAUGCCAUGUCCAAAAAUUAUGCUGGAUGAUACCUACAGCGACGUAUUUUGGGACUUGUUGAUAUGAUACAGUUUAAGGUUGUGCUGUAAUCUCUUUCAGUUACAGCUUUCAGUGUGAAAGGUUUGUUUAACAGGUAUCUGUAUGUGUUAUGAUCAUGUUUUUUUUUAAAUAUUUGUAAUAGGCAUGUAAUAUGUGAAGCACUUAGAGUUAAUCUGUUUGUAUUCUGGAUAACAUACAAAGUUUGUUUUCAGGGCAGUAAAACUUUGAACAAAAGAA
Dicentrarchus labrax (European seabass) is the source of this 10625-nucleotide messenger RNA. Its product is annotated as cytosolic carboxypeptidase 4. Gene Ontology annotation, molecular function: metallocarboxypeptidase activity; zinc ion binding. Gene Ontology annotation, biological process: proteolysis; C-terminal protein deglutamylation; protein side chain deglutamylation. The transcript has 27 exons. The record is from RefSeq and is a predicted model, not a curated record. NCBI's taxonomy places the organism in Eukaryota, Metazoa, Chordata, Actinopteri, Moronidae. The coding region runs from base 205 to 3522 and encodes 1105 amino acids.